Messenger RNA from Closterium sp. NIES-65, 1839 nucleotides. The record is from the annotation of a GenBank genome assembly. Lineage: Eukaryota; Viridiplantae; Streptophyta; Zygnematophyceae; Desmidiales; Closteriaceae.
AUGCGCGAUAGGAGCGAUAGCGAUUCCGAGAGGGACGAAGAUUUCAGGAGGAGGCGCGGCCGUAAAGAGCGGAACGACAGCCCCGCUUCUAUCGAUGGUGACUCUAGCGGGAGUGACGAGGACGCGCGGGAUGUAGGCCGCGGAAAGGGGAAAGCGCGGAACGCGCGGGGCGCUGGGGGAGAUGGGCGGGCGGAUGAGCGGAAGGGCCGCGGAGGUCCCAAGAGUCCGCCAGAGGACGACGGUGUGGGGAAGCAGGGAAGGGGAGGCGGAGAUUGGGGGCCGGGAGCUGCGCGCCGCAGGGGGAGGCAUGAUUCGGACUAUGAGAGCGACGAGGAGAGGGGCGGUAGCGAUGGCGCAAGAGGGGGCGGAAGGGGCAGCGGAAGGGGCGGAAAGUUGAAGACUCGGGAGGAUUUUGAGGGGGAAGAGGAGGAGCGUGCGGAAGCGAAGAAGAGUGAAGGGGCACGUAGGGGCGAGAGGGAGCGUGAGGUGGACGAGGAGGAGGAGGGGGGUGAGCGGUGGGAGAUGGGCGGGGGUAGGGAGGGGGCGCGGGUUGGGCGGAAGGAGGAGCGCUGGGGGGAGGGGAGGCACGGGGGUCGCGCGGCAAGUGGGGAGCGGGAGGAGCGCGAUAUGGGCGAGGGGAGACUGGGGAGAGGUAAGAUGAGGGCGAGGGAUGGCCUUGGGGAAGAAAUGCGAGAUCGCGAUGGAGAGAGGGGCAGGGAGAGCCACAGGGGAAGGGAGGGCGAGAGGGGACGAGACGUGGAUGGGAGGCGACGGGAGAGGGAGGGGGAUGGCGGCAGGGAUGGGCGAAGGGAUGGCGAGAGGGAGAGGGAGAGGGAUAGAGAGCGAGACGGCAGGAGGGAGAGAGGCAGAGAGGGAGAGGGGGAGGGGAGGGAGGAUAGGCACAGGAGGCAUGAGGAAGGGAGGCGAGAGGAGGGGCGGCGAGAGAGGGGGAGGGGCGAGUGGGAGGGGGAGGAGAGGCGAAGCGAAGGCAGGGAGGGCCGGGGGGCUCUCGUGCGCGCACCCAAUGCUGAUGCUGCCGCCACUCCUGCCCCCGCCGCUGCUGCCGCUGCUGGCGGAGCAGCAGGCCCAGGCGCAGGUCCGGCUGCAGGCAAGGCAGCAGCAGCGCGGGACACAGGGCGCACGGGAGGCGCGUACAUCCCGCCGUUCAAGCUGGCGCGCAUGCUGCAGGAGGUGAACGACCGCAGCAGCGCGGAGUACCAGCGCCUCACGUGGGACGCGCUACGCAAGUCCAUCAACGGGCUGGUCAACAAAGUCAACGCCAGCAAUAUCAAGAACAUCAUCCCCGAGCUCUUUGGGGAGAACCUAGUGCGCAGCAUGGGGCUGCUGUGCCGCGCGUGCAUCAAGUCGCAGAUGGCCAGCCCCACGUUCACGCACGUGUUUGCGGCGCUGGUUGCGGUGGUGAACACAAAGUUUCCCGAGCUGGGGGAGCUGCUGCUGAAGAGGAUCAUUCUGCAGUUUCGAAGGGCGUUUCGGCGCAACGAUAAGAUGGCCAGUCUGAUUUUCACGCACGUGUUUGCGGCGCUAGUGGUGGCGGUGGUGAAUACCAAGUUUCCCGAGUUAGGGGAGCUGCUGCUGAAGAGGAUCAUUCUGCAGUUUCGCAGGGCGUUCAGACGCAACGACCAGGUGAGAGGGGAAGGAACAAACUGGUCUCGGUUUUCUGUUGACCGGAUUUCUGUUGGUCGGGACUUUGUUGGCUGGGAACCUGUUGUUUGCGGCGCUGGUGGCGGUGGUGAAUACCAAUUUCGCGGAGCUGGGAGAGCUGCUGCUGAAGAGGAUCAUCAGGCGGGCGUUCCGGCGCAACGACAAGGUGAGAGGUGA